Messenger RNA from Plasmodium vinckei vinckei, 1902 nucleotides. Its product is annotated as riboflavin kinase / FAD synthase family protein, putative. Lineage: Eukaryota; Apicomplexa; Aconoidasida; Haemosporida; Plasmodiidae. The coding region runs from base 1 to 1902 and encodes 633 amino acids. Gene Ontology annotation, molecular function: riboflavin kinase activity. The record is from RefSeq and is a predicted model, not a curated record. Gene Ontology annotation, biological process: FMN biosynthetic process; riboflavin biosynthetic process. The transcript has a single exon.
AUGGAACACAAUGAAAAUAAAAAUAAUAUAGCAAUUAUAGAUGCAGACUACUACAUUAUAAAUUACAAAAGUACUAUAACCACAUAUAUAAAAAACAUAUGUAACAAUAUACUUAGAAGCAAAAGGGAAAAUAUAAAUGAUCAAAAUGUUGAUAAAAAAAAAAUUAUUAUUUGCAUAUUUAUGUUAAAAAUAUUUUUAAUAAAUAUAGAAAAUAACUUAAAUUUAUUCGAUUUAUUAUAUGAUGUUAUUAACAAAUAUCAUUAUUUAAUUAAUCAUGAAAGGGUAGUACCCUCUUCAAGUAAGAAAAAAGUGGAAAAUAACAAAAGCAAUAGUAACAAUUCCGGUGAUAAUAAAUCUGAGCAGGAAAAUAUAAUAGUUAGCAAAGGAUCCAAAAAUGAAAAUUCAAAUGAAAAUAGUAUAAACAUAGAAGGGAGUAAAAAUAGCAACGCCGAUAUAGCAAAUAGUUUAGUGCAUGAUUUAAUUAUAAACAAAGACUAUGACAAUAUUGACAAUGUGUUGGUUUCAAAAGUAGCGCUAUUAAAAAUUAAAAAUUAUUGCGAUACAAAUGAUAAUAAGGUAAAAGGGAAAAAUAUCCAUAAAAAAGGAGAUGCCGAUAUUGAUACUGCCUCUAUAAGUUUCACAGACAAUGAUGAUGUGCAAUUUUCAAAUAUCGACGAUGAAGAUAUACCAGAUAUUUAUUCAGAUGGAUUUGAUGAUAUAAAUUCUGGUAAUUCACAAUCAAACGAAUCAUGCUUGAAAAAUACAAAAUCAGAAACUGACUGUGAUUCUGAAAAUUACAAUAAAUUUUUAAUAGAUUAUAACAAAAUAAAGCUCAAUUUAAAAAAUUUUAGUGAAUUUUUUAACUUAAAACAUAUUACAAAUGAGAUAAGUAAAAAAAAAAAGAAUUACGAAGAAAAGUCCAUUAAAUAUAUGGAACAAGUGUAUAGGAUAAUAAUGUUGUCAAAAUUACACAUAGGUGCUUAUAAUUUUUUGAAAAAUUUAAAAAAAAAAAAAUUUUAUUUUAUAUUUUAUAGUUCAAAUAAAAAUUUAACCGAUUUUUUAUUUAAAUAUUUUAAAAUUUCAAAACUUUUAAAAGGUAACUAUACAAUAAUAGAUUCAUUUGAUGAACUUAGAAAAUAUGAAGCUUGUAAAUUUUUUUUAGUAUUUAGUUAUAGGCCAUGCUUUAUAACACAUAUGAAAAGACAUGGGUAUUUUAAAAUAGCAUUAGGAAAAAAAAAUAAAAAUUCUAUAUCAACUAAUUGUGAUGAUAUUGAUUAUGAAGAUAUAAAAAGAUAUAACUAUGAUACCAAUUGUAAUGAUAAUAAACUGAAUGGGAAUUCCUCUCCGAACACCCCAGAGGAAUCUCGCAAUAAAUCUAAUAAUGUUGUUUAUCCAUUGUCACGAAAUUGUAAUUUAACAGACGAUAUAUAUUCAUGGAGAAUAUUUUAUAUAUUUAAUAAAUACAUACAUAUAUAUGGAAAAGUUGUAAAGGGUUUUGGCAGGGGUAGUAAAUAUUUAAAUAUUCCCACAGCAAAUAUUUUUAAUCCAAAUUUAACAGAAGCUGAUAUAAUGCCUGGAAUUUAUUUUGGUAUAUCAAAACUAAAACAUAAAAUAUAUAAAACGGUUGUAUCUAUAGGAUAUAAUCCUUAUUUUCAAAACAAGCAUAUAACUGUCGAAGCUUUUCUAUACUAUAAAACAAAUAAAAUAUUCUACGAUGAAAAUAUCGAAUUAAUAAUUGUUGGACUACUUAGAAGUGAAAGUAAUUUCUAUGAAUUAUCACAUCUGAUACAUGCCAUACAAUUUGACUGUGAAUUAGCUAGAAUUGCUCUAAAUCAAAUUCAUGAUGAUCAGUAUUUUAAGAAAUGUAAAAAUUAUCUUAAUUCGUCCUCUAAGUAUAUAUAA